UUUUUUUUUUGUUUUUAUACAUCUUCUUUUUAUACAUAUAUUCUUUUUAUAUAUACAUAUUGCGACUGUUCGUUUUUUUUACAUUUUAUCUACUACUUUGAAAAUAUAUAUCCUUCACUUUUGAAUCAACGAUUAUUUUACUUUUUAUUUUCUUUUUACCAUACACCGAUAUAUACUUCCAUCUACUUAUGACCAUCACUCAUCGACCAAAAUCAAGUGGUAGUGCCUUGAGUGCAAAUGUUGACGAAAGUACUUCUCAAAUUGAUGAUAAAGAACCUCCCAAAUAUCAUUGUGAUGCCUGUAGCAACGAUGUCACCAACACAGUGCGUAUCCGAUGUGCUGACAAGAAUUGUCCCGACUUUGACUUGUGUGUUACUUGUUUCUGUAGUGGUAGCGAACCAGUCAAACACAAGACAUGGCAUGAAUACAGGGUGGUGAAACCUCAUACUUUUCCUAUCUUUAGUGAAGAUUGGGAUGCGGACGAAGAACUUUUAUUGAUCCAAGCAGCAGAAAAGAAUGGGAUUGGUAACUGGCAAGCUAUAGCAGAGUAUGUGGGCACGCGAAACAAAACAGAAUGCGAACAACAUUACUUGGAUGUGUAUGUGGCUAGUCCGAAAUGGCCAAUGCCUCCUAUGGAUAAGGUGUUUGAUGUAUUAACGGAACACGACUAUCGGGAACGAAAACGACAACGAUUACAACUUUCAAGAUCACCAAGGAAACCACCUCCACCAGUGACAACAGGCAAACCAGUGAGCAGUCAACCAGCCUUUCACGAAUUACAAGGAUAUAUGCCUCGACGAUAUGACUUUGAAAUCGAACACGAAAAUGAAGCAGAACAACAUGUGAAGGAUAUGGUGUUUAAUGAUGAUGAUACCCAAGAAGAAAUCGAUCUCAAGAUAAUGGUAUUGGACAUUUAUAAUUCAAGGUUGGAUAAACGACAGGAAAGGAAACAAUUGAUAUUUGAAAGAGGAUGGUUGGAAUUUAAAAAGUUGCAAGCAAUGGAUCGACGGAGGCAAAAAGAAGAACGCGAUAUUUAUAAUAAAACCCGAGUGUUUUGUCGAUUGCAAACGGCUGAGGAUUAUGAUAUGUUUGUACAAGGCUUGAUCAAGGAACAACAUUUACGAGAUAGGAUUGCGGCAUUGACGGAAUGGCGACAGGCGGGCCUGACCACAUUACGACAUGGCGAUCAAUAUGAACGUGACAAACAAGCUCGACUUUCUCAUUUGAAAACCGUUUCAGCAUUAUCCAAUGAUCGUAUCAAUGGUACUUAUCAACAACGUGGUGGACUUCGUGCUCAGAUGGCGGCUUUGGCUCCUUGUCCUGGUGCUAGUUAUUAUAGGGAAAGACUAUUAUCACCUUCGAACACUAUCAAGAAACAACAAUCAUCAUUAUCUUAUCAACAACAUCAUCUCAAUAUCAUGGAAGCGGAUGGAUACCAUUUAUUAACCAAGGAAGAACAAGAUAUAUGCUCAACUCUCUACAUGAUGCCUCGACCUUAUUUGGUAAUCAAGGAUCUGAUACUAAAACAAUAUGCCAAACAAGGCUUCUUGAAAAGGAAACAAUUGAGGGAUUUGGUUAGGAUUGAUUCGACAAAGGCUAAUCGUAUUUUUGACUUUUUUGUGGAAAAUGGAUGGAUCAAGGCAUGGCAAAAUCCUGCAGAAGUGUUGGCAGCACAACAAUGGGAACAACAACAACAAAUUUUACAACUUCAACAAAUUCAAGAACAAUCGAUUCAAGAACAAGCAGCAGCGAUGGCAGCAGCAACAGCAUCAUCAAUGACAACAACAACAGCAGCAACAACAACAACAACAACAACAGCAGCAGAGGUAUCAGAAAUGACAGAUAUAUCCAUGUCAGAAUCAACAAUGACAACUUUGGAAUCAAUGGCAAAUUUGGAUGCAAUGGCCAUGGAUAUAGAAUCGACUAUAGUUGAACAAAAUACAGAAACAGUGACAGAUAUAUCAAUGGAUGGCACUUUACCGAAUACUGAAGCAGAAACAUCGACAGAUGCAGUGGAAACAAGAAUGACUCUACCAACAACAUCAGAUAAUAUGCCAGAAAAUCCUCCUCCUCCACUUUGGGAUCAAGAUUAGAAAUAGAUAGAUAAU
Molecule: messenger RNA, 2108 nt
Organism: Halteromyces radiatus
Lineage: Eukaryota; Fungi; Mucoromycota; Mucoromycetes; Mucorales; Cunninghamellaceae
Exons: 1
Coding region: 189-2093 (634 amino acids)
Biological process (GO): regulation of transcription by RNA polymerase II; chromatin remodeling
Cellular component (GO): nucleus; SAGA-type complex
Molecular function (GO): chromatin binding; protein binding; transcription coactivator activity
Source: RefSeq, a predicted model, not a curated record